UUGAUUUAUUACAGAACAAAUAAUAGCCUAAUGUCCAGUUCAAAAAAAUCUAAUACCAGUUCUAAUAACAAAGUUUUGUCUAAAGCUAACAAAAGAAAAUCUUCAGGAUUGCAAAAUCAAAAGUCAAAUGAUAAAAGUUCGAAUGGGUCACUUGCUUCAACAAAAGCUGUUGGUCAUAAAAUGCAGCACCAGUUAAGUUCUGUUGGUCAUAAAAUGCAGCACCAGUUAAGUUCUGAAGAACUAAAAGUACUCCGCCAUCAGGAGAGGGAACAAAGACAUCAAAUUGUAAUUUGGCGACAUCCAUUUAUCACCCUACAAUAUUUUUUUAUGGAGUUGGUAGAACUUCUACGCAAGGAAAAACAAAGUGUGCUGAUGCAUAAGAAAACCUGUGCUACUCUUUUUCUUGGAUCUCUACUUCUAAUAAUGGCUUAUUUACUGGAUGGUCCUCACCAGUUAUUUGUGGAAAAGUUUGAAAAGCAUUUUCUUUGGUGUGGCUAUUGGGUUGGUUUAGGAGUGCUUUCAUCAGUUGGGUUGGGUACUGGACUCCACACAUUUCUUCUUUAUUUGGGACCUCACAUUGCAAAAGUAACUUUAGCUGCAUGGGAAUGCAAUUCAUUAGAUUUUCCUGAGCCACCUUAUCCAAAUGACGUCAUUUGCCCAAGUACAAACAGUAUUUCAUCUGAAGUUGACAUGUUUACAAUUAUGGCAAAAGUCAGAUUAGAAUCUGUUAUGUGGGGAGCGGGAACUGCUAUUGGAGAGCUUCCACCAUUUUUUAUGGCACGCGCUGCACGAUUGUCUGGUGAGGAAGAUCCUGAUAAUGAGGACUUAGAGGAGCUUGAGGAUUUAAUAAGUAGUGAAGAUACAGGGCUUUUCACACGAUUAAAAAAAGCUGUACCAAAAAUAGUUGAAAAAGUUGGAUUUCUUGGAAUACUUGCAUUUGCUUCUAUUCCAAACCCGUUGUUUGACUUAGCUGGAAUUACAUGUGGGCACUGUUUGGUUCCAUUCUGGACCUUCUUUGGAGCAACAUUAAUAGGAAAAGCAGUGAUUAAAAUGCACAUACAGCAAACUUUUGUGAUACUUUGCUUCAGCAAAUCAUAUGUAGAGGCGACAUUAAAUUUAUUAGGCAAUAUACCUUAUAUCGGAGUGUACGUUCAGGCACCAUUUCAAAGAGCGGUUCAAGCUCAAAUUAGCAAACUGCACCAAUCGAAAGCGUCCAAUGCGGUUCAGGGAACCAAUAUUCUCGGUUUUAUCUUCGAAAAAUUAGUGACUUUUAUGAUUAUUUAUUUUAUUAUAUCGAUUAUAAACUCGAUGGCCCAAUCAAUGGCUAAAAGAAUAGAUGAAGCAAAAAGAAGUUCUAUCCAGGCCCUUAAAGCAAACAGCAAAAUCGAAUAAUUUAUAAUGUAUUGUAAUAUGUUUUUCUCCUCAUGUUGUAAUUUUAUUUCACUCAGAUUUUUAAAUAAUCUUAUUUUUAGUAGGAAAGGAAUUCUAUUGUUAGAUAUUUAUAAUUUGAAACCAA
Molecule: messenger RNA, 1516 nt
Organism: Hydra vulgaris (swiftwater hydra)
Lineage: Eukaryota; Metazoa; Cnidaria; Hydrozoa; Anthoathecata; Hydridae
Product: vacuole membrane protein 1
Biological process (GO): autophagy; Golgi organization
Cellular component (GO): endoplasmic reticulum; endomembrane system; membrane
Source: RefSeq, a predicted model, not a curated record